AUGGCACCAAGACAGGAACAUCACUACAUCCAUGCUUUUGAAAAUCAGCAGGGUCUUAUCUAUCAACAACCUUCCCCUACUUCUGACCAUGCUUUCCCUAUAUUAGCUAUUGCUGUAUUGAGCAUCAUGGGCACAGCUUUCUUGCUACUUGGCUACUACGUCUUUGUGAAUAAAUGUUGCUCCAACCGGAACCAAUUUAAUCUGCUAAGGUGGCUCACUGUUUGGAGAGCUCGACGUAAUGAAGAUUCCUUUAUAGCCCUCUCUCCAACCAUGUGGAAUCGUGGACUGGACGAUUCAGUAAUUCGCGAAAUACCAACAUUUCAGUACAGAAGAGAAGAAGGUGAGGAGAGAUGCAUCUAUGGCUGUGUGGUCUGUCUGAAUGAGUUUCAAGAACAAGAUAUGCUUAGAGUUCUUCCAAACUGUAGUCAUGCAUUUCACUUGGAUUGCAUCGACAUCUGGUUUCAAAGCAAUGCCAAUUGUCCCCUUUGUAGGACAAGCAUUUCAGGCUCGACUACUAAAUUUCCAGCUGACCAUAUCAUUGCUCCUAGUUCGUCGCCUCAAGGCUCGCAGCCAUACACCCAUAGUCUUAUAGGAAGUGAUGAAGAUUAUGUUGUAAUCGAAUUGGGUGGAGAAGAUGAUGGUGCUUUGCUACCUCCUAGGCAACAAGAAAGAGACACUUCAAGAGAAGUUCAGAUGAGACUCAGAAGUCGAUCACCGACAAAGAUGGAGCAGAAGCUUGGAAAGUUAAAACCAAGAAAGCAACAUCAUGUUUCGAUUAUGGGCGAUGAGUGCAUUGAUGUAAGAGGGAAAGGUGAUCAGUUCUCUAUCCAGCCAUUGAGGAGAUCUUUCUCAUUGGAUUCUGCAGUGGAUCGACAGCUUUACUCAAGUGUUCAAGCAAUCGUUCAACAAAAUAUGCAUCAUAGGGAGAUUAGCAAUACUGAGGAAAGUAGUAACAGAGUACGUAGGUCAGUUUUUCCAUUUGUUCACGGCCAACGAUCCAGAAAAGCACUUCUUCCUGUUGAAUUUGAGACAUAA
Dovyalis caffra is the source of this 1035-nucleotide messenger RNA. NCBI's taxonomy places the organism in Eukaryota, Viridiplantae, Streptophyta, Magnoliopsida, Malpighiales, Salicaceae. The record is from the annotation of a GenBank genome assembly.